CAAGAGACACGGACCGCUGUUACACAUCUGGGAGGUUUUAUUUCAUGCUCAAGGAGGUUUAGCGCGAUCCCUCUUACCAUGUGGAAGCUUGCUGCUUUGACGCUGUGCCUCACCUCGGCUGCUCUCUGCUUGGACUCCAACGAGAUCCGCUCCUCCAGAGAGAUGGUCACGGACUCGGAACCGACAAUGCUGCCGUCAGAGAAGGUUACAGUAAACAUGAGCGUCCAUAACAACGUCAGACGUCGACAGCAAAACCCUCAAUGCACCAAUCAUCAGGGAAAUGAAUGCCGAGGCCAGAAGAAGAGACGCAAUCAUAAAAAGAAGUCAGGGCAUGGUGAAGUCGCCAGUGAAAGAGGUGCAAACUCAGGGUCGAAGAGGAGCAAGUGUGUGCGCUCUCGUGACUGCGGAGAGGGCUGGUGCUGUGUUCAAUACGUCGGUGGAGGACGGUGCCAGAGGGUUCUCCAGAAAGGCGAGAUGUGCCUUUUAGGAGGGCGACCCAAACCUCAAAGCCGCAGGCGUAUGGAGCGCUGCGACUGCACGUCAGGGCUGACCUGUCUCUCCAAACCUGAUAGCCUUAAAGGUCAAGGAGAGUGCAGCGUUAACGAAAAACCACAGGACACACCGCCUUAAAUUGUGUGUGCAACGGAGAAUGCUAAUGGCUUCUCAGCCUGGAUGUGUGUAUUUUUUUUUUUUUAUAAUAAUGAAACAACAACAAGAAGAACAACAACAAUAAUAAUAAUACACUACAUACACUGACAUUUUUUCUUUAAAAUAGUGUGGAUUCAUCUUUACAAGCCCAGAUAUCCCAUGAUCCUAUGCGGCACAUGGUUUCAGUCAGCAAAAAAACAAAACAAAAUAAAACUUGGGUAAUUUGGUUUACCAGUAUUACGUUUUAUAAAGUUCUUCUCUCUUCUCAUCAAGCCCCAGCAUUUAUUUUAUAUGUUUAUGUUUUUUUAAAUACAUUUUUUCUAGCCGGCAGUACCCAUGUGUUGCACGCUAGCAUAAUUAAACAGCUAAAACAAGAUAAAAAUAAUAAAUCUAGUCCUGAUGCCAAGAAGGUAUUAGCUGACAAACAUUAGUUUUAAUAUUUUAAUACAUUUAAACAGAUCAUGAGGUAAAAAUUUCUAACUAAAUGAAUUCAGAUUUACUUUAUUAGCUUUGCAGGGCUUACGGUUUACUGCUAAAAUGUUUAGAAUCAAAUUAGCUGACUUACGCUUGUUACAAAACAGAUAAGUGCUAGAAAGACAUAUCGAAGACAGG
Messenger RNA from Clarias gariepinus (North African catfish), 1260 nucleotides. RefSeq names its product dickkopf-related protein 4-like. The transcript has 4 exons. The coding region runs from base 79 to 630 and encodes 183 amino acids. Lineage: Eukaryota; Metazoa; Chordata; Actinopteri; Siluriformes; Clariidae. The record is from RefSeq and is a predicted model, not a curated record.